AUGGUGUCGGCCACCAAGGUAGAAGGUGAAUAUUCGUUUCUGAGCAAGAACUCUCAUCUGGAUCAAUCUGAAGGUGUGAAGAUACAUCUAUAUCGAUUUGGUGCAGAACACAGAAAUGACAAACUUAAAAGCCUUGCAUGCUCUGAACAAGAUGGCCCAAGUUUGCUUGAUACCAUCCUUCUUUCUCAGUGGGAUAAUUUUGCUUUGAAGGGCCAUUUGGACUAUGAUGUUACUGCUUGCCAACUUAAGGUUAUUGGAGGUGGAAGAAAUUUUGUGGGUCAGCUGAACAAUAAAUGGAAUCCAUUUUCACUGAAGGAAUAUGACAAGUUCUUGUCUUUCACAUGCUUGAAGACAAAUAGUAUGAAGAGUUAUGAGGGAUUGCUUCUUGGCAUUGCACAAGGAGAAAAUGAUAGACCUGAGGUUACUCCUUCAGCAUCACCACCAAAGGAUGGACUACUUGUGAUUGCAAAUGCUUAUCCUGUUGAAUAUGGUCAUAUCUUCUUGGUCCCAAGUGCAAUCAAUCAACUAUCUUGCUAUUGGGACAAAGUGAUGAUUGGACUGGCUACAAAGAUUUCCUCUGAAGUAAAUAAUGCAGCAUUCAGGGUUUUCUUUGACAGCAGAACAUCUGUAGUGUCAGGUCACAUGAUUUUUCAGGCAUGUUACUUCGCAAUCCCUUUACCAGUGGAGUCUGCCUCCACUUUCAUGGUAUAUGAUGGAAAUGGAAAGGCCAGAUCAGACAUUAUUGUGUCUGAAACAGUUGACUACCCCCUAAAAGCUCUUGUGUUCACCAGCACCAACCUAAAAGCACUUGUUAGUGUUGUCAGUGAAAUAUCCGUUUCUCUCCAUGACAAUGCUACUGCAUACAGCCUGCUGAUUUCCAACAAUGGCACAAAGGUUUUCUUGUUUCCACAGGUGAAAAAUCUGGUUACUGGCUGCUGUCUGUCUGCUUGGGAGUGUGGCGGUUACUUUGUUUACCACACCAAGUUUGGUUUUGAUAAUGCUUCUGAAACUGAAAUCUCCAACAGAAUGGGCUCUGUUUCACUCGAGGAUAGCACCUUUGAAGAUCUGAAACAUCUUUGUUGCGCUAUUGCAGAUGAUUUAUGUAAGCUCAUGCAGAAUGUUACUGCAUGA
Messenger RNA from Miscanthus lutarioriparius, 1131 nucleotides. The record is from the annotation of a GenBank genome assembly. Lineage: Eukaryota; Viridiplantae; Streptophyta; Magnoliopsida; Poales; Poaceae.